Penicillium concentricum is the source of this 642-nucleotide messenger RNA. RefSeq lists its product as uncharacterized. Bases 1 to 642 code for a protein of 213 amino acids. The transcript is spliced from 2 exons. Lineage: Eukaryota; Fungi; Ascomycota; Eurotiomycetes; Eurotiales; Aspergillaceae. The record is from RefSeq and is a predicted model, not a curated record.
AUGCCACCUAAGCCCCUGAAUUACCAGAUUGCAAUUUCGCGCGAAAUCACCGUGGACGAGAGAAUCGAUAUGCAUAUGAUACGUAUCCAUCUGAAGCCACUACCACGAUAUCUCCUCGAUUCUCAGUUUUGGGAGUCGCAUCUUGUCUGUAAGGGACCUUGUCGUGGUUCCACAGGCGACCGGGUUACCCAAGAUCAGGCAUGUUCACGAGACCUAUAUAAAUGCGCUCUUGGUCUCUUAUCUUCUGAUAUGGCCCUUGUACAGUUUGAAAGCACUUCCUUGAUUGCAGGAAACUACCAUCUGUUACCAGACACCAUCACCUGGGAGAUGUGGCUCAAGGUGAAUCAGCAGUUGUUGAGGAACGAUGCGACCAGCCCCGCGAACAUCAACUCACGGUAUUUAUUUGGAGAGCUGAGACUGUCGCGAUUGAAUCAAAUGUACGCAAUUCGCUAUGCUAACGUCUUGAGCGCCUAUAAUUUCACCUACCAGACAUAUAGUCAGUUGUUUUACGACCAUCUCACUACGCUGACUGCGGCGACCAUUUACGUUGCUUUGGCAUUGACGGCGAUGCAGGUUGGACUGGCGACCGAUCGUUUAGCCUUGAAUGCACCGUUCCAGAACGCUUCUUUCAUGGAAAUUUAA